Messenger RNA from Corythoichthys intestinalis (scribbled pipefish), 4812 nucleotides. RefSeq names its product ChaC, cation transport regulator homolog 2 (E. coli) (gene chac2). The coding region runs from base 125 to 664 and encodes 179 amino acids. The record is from RefSeq and is a predicted model, not a curated record. Gene Ontology annotation, cellular component: cytoplasm. Lineage: Eukaryota; Metazoa; Chordata; Actinopteri; Syngnathiformes; Syngnathidae. The transcript is spliced from 3 exons. Gene Ontology annotation, biological process: glutathione catabolic process. Gene Ontology annotation, molecular function: glutathione specific gamma-glutamylcyclotransferase activity; gamma-glutamylcyclotransferase activity.
UGGCUCUUGACCUGCUUUUGAGCUAAACACGCUUCUGAGAUAUAACUAUAUUUUUGACCUCCUAUUUUUAAAAUCAAGCCAUUAUUUUUAUUAUUGCGGUGUCGUUUAUUUAAAAAUUGGAAUCAUGUGGGUGUUCGGCUACGGCUCGCUGAUUUGGAAGGUGGACUUUCCAUACGAAGAGAAGCGAAUUGGUUACAUUAAGGGCUUCAGUCGUCGAUUUUGGCAGGGAAGCACGGACCACCGCGGGGUGCCAGGGAAACCGGGUCGGGUGGUGACACUUGUGGAGGACCCUGAGGGUUGUGUUUGGGGCGUGGCCUAUAAGCUUCCCACAGGCCGCGAACAGGAAGUCAAGCAGCAACUGGACUACAGGGAAAAAGGCGGCUACCGCGUUAUGGUCGUGGCCUUCCACCCGCGGCCACCUCUGUCGCCGCCCCCUAGCCAGACGCUGCUUUACAUUGGCUCACGGGACAACCCCAACUACCUUGGCCCCGCCUCUUUGGAGGAGAUAGCCAAUCAGAUUGUGUGCUCCACAGGGCCUAGCGGGCAGAACACUGAGUAUCUGUUUGAACUAGCCGACGCCGUCAGGAGCAUCCUGCCCGAGGAUAACGACACGCACUUGUUUGGUCUAGAGACGCUAGUGCGUGAAAAAAUUCAAAGAUCGUAACUUAUUCCCAAGUCGAGGUCUUAGAUUUGCUCAUCAGUCUCAGGGUUUAUGUUUUGGCACACAGGAAUAAAAAGCUCAAGGCAAACGCGCUACCUUCCGCUUGAAUGUGUUCUGGUACAAAGUGUGGCACGCAACGCUUCCAGUGACACGAAACCACUUGAUGCCAUCACUCUACCAGAACAAAACAUGGACGCCUAAAGCCAAAUGAACAGACGAAGUGGAAGCUACUGUUUUUGAAAGCAUGAAACAUCGCAGGAUGACUUGUCAAACUGGAAAUGAUUCUAUGCAGGUGUUAAACCACAAGUCGGUACAAAGUUCAUGUAUAACAAUGUUUUGUUCUAUUUUGUUGACUUGGGUUUUUGUAAAUGUAGCUUCAUGUGCGUGUUCACAAAAAUAAAGUCUUGAAACAUUGGUCUUACCUGAAGUUAGGCUUGGAACUGGCGAUCCUGUUGACGUUCAAGACGAAUUCAAUUAAAAGUACAUCUCUGUGCAGAUGAGCCAUUUAUUGAUCAGUAUAGAUUACAUAUAUACUGUAUAUAUUUCACAGACUUAAAUAUAUAAAUAAUAGGAAUAACAAUUACAUACUUGUGUAAAGCAUUUUAAACCACAAUUUUAUGCAAAAUAUCAGCAUUUGUAACAAUAAAUGCGAUGCAAUGUCCACUCUAUACGUGAUUUGAUUUAUGUUAACCUUAAAUACAUAGUGUACAUAUUUACAGAGCUAAAUACUUAUAUUUAGCAUACGACUGAUUAUGCGAGACCUUGACCAAAUUGCCACGAUGAAUGAAAAUGAGCCUCAGAAUUAAUUAGAAAACAAUAUUGACUUUUAAAAGACAAACCAAACCGGUUUCCCAGGGAGUAUUUCAUCCUUGCCUCGGGAAGGUGAAGGUUGACUCACUGGUGCCGCUCCCAGCUUUUGUUAAAUGUCACUCCAGCAAACAAAUAAAAACAGAUGGAGGGAUGGACCAAAAGUUGCCAGCAUUCAGAUUUUUUUUUUUAAGCGUAGUAGCACGGAGACACCAGCAAGUCUGUGAGCACCAGCAGCUGGUCGUCGGUGAAGCGCUGCCGAUGCUCUUGCCAGUUGUCGUGGUGUGUGCGACGAAAUUCCGACAAGGUUUUUUUCACCGUCAUCUUGGAAGCAACAACAGCAAAAAAAAAAAUUCACAACUACAGGAACGCGCAGAUUAUAAGUGUAAUUGUUAUGUCUAUCUACUUUGUAUCACUACGUCACUACGUAUUACUACCUAAUGCGACAAGUUACUAUUACUAAAACCUUAACCAACUGGCUGCCAUUGACCGAUAGAUGUCCAAGGGAGGGUUGGCAGCAAUUCACCACAACAGACAAUGUUGACGAGCCUAGCAGAUGCUUAAACUUGAACAUUUGAAAGGCUAAUUUGUAUAGGGUUGAAAUAAUGUGUAUAGAUAAAACGGAUACUUUCUUAAAGGGAUCCACGGAUAGAAAGACUUGUAGUUCUUAAAAGAUAAACGUUACUAUGAGUUCAAAUAAUUUGAUAUGAUGAAAACCCCUCUUAAUGUUUUAGGUUUUAUACAAUUUGUAAAAUAAACAUAUUGGCCCGAAUAUAAGACGGCCCUGAUUAUAAGACGACCCCCUCUUUUUCAAGACUCAAGUUUGAAAAAAAGACUUUUUGAACACCAAAUUAAUUUUUAUACAGAAAAUAUUUACAGUACAUCCAAAACAAAUGAUUAUAACAAUAUAUUUGAGAGAAAAGCAUGUAAUUUUGCCUCAUUCAUAUCUUAAUAUCUGAACAUUUAAAUAUGUAAACUAAAGUGCAAUCACAUUCGUAAAUGAAUGGCUUCUGGUUUUUGAAAUGUAAAUAAACCAAGCUAUUGUGAUAAAACAACAAAAUUGCAAUAACUGCAUUAACCAUCAAAGUGAAGUUUAACUAACUGUAGUCUUGAAACAAAUCUGAAUAAGGAAAAACAUUGCAAUAAAAUAAUGAAAACUGGUUAAACUAAAAAGAGUAGCUGAGAUCUGUCAUGACAGAACAUCGCUUCAAUUAUAUGUGGCGCCAUCUAGCGUCGUGAAUGGGUAUAAUUUCUAGACCGUGAAUAUAAGACGACCCCCUCUCUUUCAGUGUUUUUUCAAUGCAAAAAAAUACAGUCUUAUAUUCGGGCCAAUACGGUAGUUUAACAAGUAGGUCGCCAUUGUUGUUGACGUCGCAAGGCGGUGACAUCACAUGGUUACGCUGCCUUGCUUACAGAGUAUGACUCUAGUGACAUAAACUAGUCAUCUGUUCAACCCUUUCAAAUUGACAUUAAUGACAGCACUGUCGAUAUUUCACAAAACGAGCAACAAAAGCAAAACUAACAGGAAAGACGGGCUGAGACGAGAAUAUAACAAAACCGGUGUUCUGCCAAAAUGUGCUACAUCGGCGAAACGUCUACAUGAGGCGAAUUUGACACCCAAAGUACUACCAUGUGCUUUCAGCUUGUUUUGUUUAGAUGCAUAUAGACAGAACAUACUAAAGGUGCCUUAAAAAAAUACUUAAACGUAGUAAUAUCAAAUAACAGUGGUUUAAAUACGCUACGUGACUAAUGUGGUCAACAGAUCAAAAAUCUGCUUUAAAGCUGCCACAAGAAAACACAAUGCUUAAAAGAAUGAGAGGAAAACACGCAAAAAGUAUUUCUAACCAAGAAUCGAGACUUUUACGUCCAUAUGUAUAAAGCAUUCAGGGAUUUAAGCAUUUGUUCACAAGACUUUUCAACGUUAAAAGCUCUUUGUGGUGAUAUGGUGGCGCCACAGUGGCUUAAAGACUAGCAGCACAUUCGACAUAUUUACGUAAAAUAAAUGCUAACUGCCCUUUUUUUUUUUGCUUUCAACCAAGAAAUGAGACUGUUUCACGUCCAUAUGUACGAAGAAUUCAGGGAUUUAAGCAUUUGUUCACAAGACUUUUCAACGUAAAAAGCUCUUUGUAGUGAUAUGGCGGUGCCACAGUGGCUUAAAGACUAGCAGCACAUUUGACAUACUUACUUAAAAUAAAUGCUAACGGCCCGUUUUUUAUGCUUUUAACCAAGAAACGCGACUGUCGCUGCUUUUAAUAGUUCAAUGUGAGGCGAUAUUACCAAACAAGACACGCUAACAUGUACGACAAGAUUACAGGGUAAUACGUAGCGAUAAAGCUAGUUUAAUUUCACAGCAGCAGUAUUUCGCGAGAGCGCGAGAUUCGAAAAAGUACGCCACAAAGGCUAGUUGCGAGAUUGUUGAAAUUAUUAAUUAAAAAAAAUAAUAAAGUAAAUGUUAUACACACAAUGGCUUCCUAAAAUUUGCUUUAAUAUAUUGUUCUACGUAAAGGACGUCAGUCAAGGUCGGCCCCCCAUAUUUUUACCUCACCAAAUCUGGCCCCCUUUGCAAAAAGUUUGGACACCCCUGGUCUAUGGUAAAAUGGUGUUCGUCUAGUGAGUGGCAAACUACGUCAUCACCCCGAGCGUCCAUUGCGGGCAUAAAACAUGGCGCCCUCCAUGUACUAAAUAUUACAGAUUUCUAAAUCAAUGGCAAUAUUUUUAUGUGUUUCUAAUAACACACUGUAUUUUGUUAAAAUAAAACAAUUGUGGCUUAUUAGAGCCUACAAGUCUAAGUCCGAGGUUCCUUUUAAGGACUUCAAGGGAUAAAGAAACACCUUGAUCAUGUGCAUCUCAGCGGAAAAAUCUUCUUCAAUAAAACAAAAUUUCAUUUUUCUGAUAUAUAAUAGUUAAGAAAAAUGCAAAUUAAAGCCAAUAUUUCCUGGAAAUGGGUGAAAUAGCCUUUUUCAGACAUUUUUAGUGCCACUACUAUUUUAGUCAAUCAAAUGAGAGUAUCUCAGAUUGUCCUGCCUACUCAUGUGCUAUUCAUGGCUAUUGGAAAACCAAGCUUUAAUACAGGAUACAGGGAGUGAAAUGGGUUUAGUCUGAGUCUCUGACAGAGAAAGACAGUGACAGACUGAACAGGUACAUCAACUUUUAAAGUGUGCCUGUAAUCAGCGUUUAUUUGCUGUAUGCAUGUGGAGUGACUUAUGUCACGUCAGUCACAUAAUGGCUGCAGUUGUACACAGUAUUUUUUUUUCUAUGUUUAAACAUUCCUCCAUUAUCAGAGGUCUAUGAAAUGCGCUAUUUGCAUAUUAAAAUUUGGAGCAAGUCUGUCACAAGAAGGUCAU